AAAAACCAAAAUUGUUGCAUUGUUUGUGAUAAUUGGUCCACCAUGGAUCGGAAUAAACCGGGCCAGAGCCAAGCCACUCGUGGCCCCAAGGCCAAAAUAACGCAACAACCCCCUGACUUGUUCAUCGCUUUGGGGGCCAAACAAUCCUCCCCUCGAGAUGACCCCAAACGUAGCGUUCCGCUCCCUAAAACCAGCACUGCCUCCCAUUUACAAACAAGUAGCAGUAAAGUGACGGAUAAAUUGAAGCGUGAAGGGACUUCGUCUAGUCUUACAGUGCCCCCUUCGAAGAAAAUGAAAGUUGCGAUACCGGGAAGCCGGCCAGGGCCCUCCACUAGCAGCAUACUACCUGUGGAGAGGAUGGGGGUUGAGCCGUGGGAAGCCCUGGCUGUGGACUGUGAGACAAGCGAUUUGUUCGAGAGUAUUAUGGCGGCUGUUAAUGCCGGCAAUACUGAUAAAGCUGUUGGGUAUGUUUUGGGGGUCAUUCGCUCGUUGAAGACUCAAAGGACUAAGAUUUGUAAAGUGGUUUAUCUGAGUCUUUUACUGACUUGCAGCUGCAAACCCCAGUUAUUCACUAAUGAGAAUAUCAUAGCGGCUAUUGUGAAUGUUCUGCGGCGUGAUGUAACUUCCGGUUUUAAGGGCGUUAACAAAACAAAUUCUUACUUCCACAUGCUGUUUAUUAAUUUAUUAACUCACGCCUUCACCGAUGUCGCCCAAUGGCCGGAAAUUUUCGUCAAAAUUUAUGUGGAGGACGCGGUGGCCGAUCGCAUUUUUAUCGACAAUCCGUACUGUAAACCAUUCGUUGAUAACAUAAUCACGGCGUUUAACACCAAAUUGCCCCCUUCCUCGCUCCUCAAAUCCGAGACAUGGAAUUCCACGGCUAGAGACACUUCUAGCCCCCUCACAAUCACAAGCGCUGACGACGACACCAAAAGCGAAGUGAUUCUCGAGCAUAAAGCCGCAGUUGAAAACUGGAACGUCAAAGUGUAUCCCCGGUUCACCCAAACGCAGGAAAACGUCGAAAAAAUCGUCCUUGAAGCCAUCAAGGAACAACUAGCAAGGCGCCAACAACCGGAAACCAUCACGAAAAACUUCGUCCGCUUCUUGAGUAUCGCUUCAGGACUUGUGGAAAUUCGCAUAAUUGCCGUUUCGCGCAUCGAGAGUUGGCUACACAACCAUAAGUUGAUGAAAUCAGCGCAGGAACUCCUCGCCUAUUUGUGCUACAAUUGCUCGGCGAGUUCGCAAAGAGACUUGGAAAUAAUAGCGCAGCUGAGCAAGCUCAGACUGAAGAACAAACCCAUGGUUAACUACUUCAACAACUGUCUCCGGGAGAUGGUUUACUCGUUCCCGGAGAACUUGUACCCCCUUUUGAAAUACACGAUUUACAACGAACUGUCCAAUGCCCGAAAUUCCAACAAUUUAAUCGUCGUGGGGGCCCUGUUUCAGGUCGCACCUGAGGCAAGUGCCGACGCUUUCGCCGACAUUUGCCUGGAGUUGCUCCUAAACAAAGACGAUUAUUUGCGUUCGCUGCGGGCGCUUUUGAAAGAAAUCACCCGAGUCCUCCGGCACGAUUUCAACUUGUUAAGCAUCGUGCAUUCGCUCGUUCGCGAGCGCAAAGAGUUUGCGAAUAACGUGCGCGAGUCGGAAUUUCGCGAGCGAAUUUUUCUAUCACUGGCCGACCUGGUCUGCAUGUGUAUGCUGCUGUGCGUCAGCCCUCAGGUCCGCGACGCCUCAACGCAAAACAAACGCGACGUCACGGUCCUGAAAGCCUUCCAGAAACAAGUCAGUAACAUACAGCGGGAGGCAGUGACUUGGCUCAACGACUCCGCGCUAAGGGUUUUCCGGCCAAGUCUCAACGACUUCCACCACGUUCUACUCAAAGUCUUGUUCCUCGAACAAGCGGAGCAUUACUACAAGGUCGACUCGUGGCCUGGCGAAAACGAGAGGAACUUGUUUUUGAGGCUUACGAGUGAGGUUCCCUUGCUUCAGGCGACUCUUUUGAGGAUUUUGCUGAUCGGGAACUCGAAAGAACACCCGAUUAGUCCCACGGAAGCGAUUGAAAUUAGCGAUCAGUUGAUUAGAAGGGCGGCGAAUUUGCCCCAAGACUGCGCCCCGCCCUUGGUCGUUGAUAAUUUGGAGAUAAUCGGGAUUUAUUUCAACUUGUGCAGCUAUAAUUAUCCGGAGAAUAUCACGCUGCCGGCGGGGUAUGUGCCCCCCAGUUUGGCCAUUUCUGGGCUCUAUUGGAAAGUUUGGCUCAUUUUGCUGAUCAUAGCGGCUCAUAAUCCGGUCACUUUUGGGAACGAGGUCUGGAACAAAUACCCAACGUUGCGCAUGUUCAUGGAAAUGUGCAUAACAAAUCACUUUUCGUUUCCCCCGCCCACCAUGACCUCCCUGGACGAAGACUACCAGUCCCGCGAGCAGCAAAUCCUCGCCCUUGAGAAGCAAAAAAUCCUGGAAUUUGAAUCACACCUCGCGGCCGCGAGCACUAAAAUGGAAAUCACCGAACAGAGCAGUCUCCUAUUGCCCCAAUUAAUGGAGUUGCGGCCUGAGGGCGAAGCCCGAAGGCCCCCCCAAGCCGUCCUCGACCAGCUCCAACACUUGAACAACACGCAUCGCAUGGGACAUUUAUUGUGCCGCUCGCGGAACCCCGAUUUUCUAUUGGACAUUAUGUCGCGGCAAGGGGGCACCGCGCAUAUGCCGUGGCUGGCCGAGCUGGUGCACAAUUCGGAGGGGGCGUUGGCCCACCUGCCUGUGCAAUGUCUGUGCGAGUAUCUCCUGUCGACGACACCGACGGAGAAAUUGACGAAACAUGGCCAGCUUUUGGCGCAUUUGCGGACGGUGGUUAAUGAGAAUGAUCCGCAGACUGCCUGUGAGGUUUUGGAGUAUUUGUUCAGGCGGUUGACGUCCGAUCAUGGGGCGAGUCGGACGCAGGCCACCAAAGGCUUGAAUUUGAUUUUGGCCGAAGGGGAGGAAAGCGAGACGAAUAAUACGAACUGGUUGACGAGUUACAUAACACAUUUUCCACACUUUACGAUGAUUAAACCAGUGCUUAUACAGUUUUUGCGGCAAGCCUUGCAAAUUGAGACAAAUCCGGCGCGGGUUUCGAGUUAUAUCAAUUUUUUGGCAACGCAGGAUUGUAACGAUUCGUUUACGGAACUGCACGAAUUAAUCGCCGAUUUAUCGUCGGUUAUUAUCGAGAGACACAGCGUGGCUUCGUACGUGUUGCCAGGGCCGGACAACCAAACUUUGAAGCACCUUUUGACCAUUUUUGCGAGUCAUAUUCAGAAAGCGCAGGAAUUCUCGGAGGAUAUUUACAGUUCGGUGCAAAACUACAGCGAGUAUGUUUUGGUGACUUGGGUGACUGGGGAACAAUGCCACAUGCAGACUUUAGUAAUACACGCAGCUAUUGUGUUACUGACUUACGGUCCUUUGGAGAAUUUUGAGCCGUUCGAGACUUUGUUAAAUUUUUGGUUUCCGGCGAACGCCGAACAACCACAAGCCUACACACCUGAUACAAACGAACGAACGUCGUAUCUCCCUGAUUGGAUGAAACUGCGGAUGAUUCGGUCAAACGUCCCACGAUUGGUUGACGCAGCCAUUGAAAAAUUAGAGCCGCCAAAGUUGGUCCUUUUUAUACAAUCGUUCGGAAUACCGACAAAUUCCAUCAGUAAAUUGCUGAGUACUUUGGACAAAGCCACACUUUUGGACCCGAAACUGGUCGUGGACUCAGUUUUGGACAAAACUUACAUGAUUCAAUUGGUGGAAGUCCAAAACAAAAGAGGCGCAGUGGGUGGUGACACCUUUGUCAAGGCUAUCGAGAUGCAAAUGCCCGUUGUACAAGACAUUGAUGUUAAAAUCGAAAUCGAGAGUAAAAAACAAUUACCCAACUUAGUAAAAACCCAACAGAUUGUCACAAAUAGCGGCGAUAUUAUCAAUUUGUUGAAUAAUAUUUUUAGCCCAAACUAUGGCGGUUCGAAAGAUCGGGACAUUGUCACUGUGACCAAGAUGGCGUUUGAGAAACAAUCACUGGACGUUAUUUUCAAUUAUUUGAAAUCACUACCGAUGAAUUUCAUAGCACCUGUGCUCCAUAAACACAAUUCGAUUUCAACGCUUUUCCGCCUGUUAUUUUCGUCAAAAGACCACCUCAUUGACAAAAUAACCAUGGCUACGGUUUUCCUCAACCACAUGACAGACGUUCACAAUAUUACUUAUUCGGUUUUGAGGCAAUUCUUAAACGAAAACGACCAAAAAGUCAAAACUGAAGAACAAGGCGAACGGAAAUUGGUAAGUAUGAUAUCGGAGGCGAAAACACAGGAAGAAAAAACUGACAUGAUGGUUGACUGGUUAUCAACAAUCCAACUGGAAGUGGCUUACUCGCAAAAACAAUUGAAAGAAGAUUUGUUGUUUUCGCGCGACAACUUGCCGUUUAGGCCGCUUCUUAUGUCGCUGGUUUUGCAAAGGGCGAGUUGGCAGAGCCUCCACGUGAUAAUGAAUUAUUUGCUAAAAGAGGACAAUUCGGACAUUUGCCCUGUUUCCGCCCUUGAUUUCCUCUGUGCCCUCACCCAGAGCCCGAAGCUGUGGCAGGGGCGCGAUAAAGCCAUUCCCAAACACCACCAUUCGGAGGACGUUUUUGAUUUGGGCAAAGACAAGGCCCUGAUCCUUGUCGGUUAUAUUUUGGAGGAAAGCAAGCAAAACCAGGCAAACUGGUCGAAGAAAAUGGAAUCGCGGCUCGUCCUCUUACUGCAGUGUAUCCGAAACUGCGCCCCGGAGAUUUUGGGGACACUUUUGGAGAAGUCCGACUGUGAUACGCACUGUCGGGAGCUUCUCUUGAUGAUUUACAUGUCGCUGCCGUAUUCCGGUCAAGAUUUGAUCAAUAGCAAAGAUAACAUUUCGAAGCAGGCGUAUGCGAAAAAUUGUACGAGUUCAGCCGAUGAAAUCUCGCAUUGUUUGUUGAGUGCGUUAGCAGCGACUCCGAGGAGUAAGGACUGGCCCCGGAAGAGCCAGGAUUUGGAGCUUUGUGCCCGGAAAUUGGCAGCGACACAUCCGGUUUUGGUCCUGCGACAACUCCCGAUGUUGGCCGGGAGUUUGAAAGGAAGGGCACAGUAUGACUGGGGUGUUUUGAAAAAUAGAGGACACUUGUUGCUGUUCGGACAAGUUUUGGGGCUUUUAGAACUGUUGGAGCCGAUAGUUUUCGAGCAAAGUCGCACCUUGUGUGACAUUCUAGAUUCCUAUUUUCUCCUGUUACAAUAUCACGGGCAUAUGAAAGAUUUGUCGGUUCUCGUGCAAAGAAUUAUCACUUUUAUACAAAACUGGAUGACUAAUGACAUCAAGGCGGCGUCCCGCUAUUUGCAAGAGCAUGGCUCAGUUUUACUUGAUAUUCAGAUGAUUCAACCAGGGGUGCGCCCCCUUCUCUCCAACGUGACUCUCCCGGUGGGGGAUUCCAGCACUCCCCCCGAGCUACUCGUCCGUACUGCCAUGUCCCCCAUGAUGGACCCCUUGCCCCCACAUUGGUCCCAACUCCUCACAGCUAUCCAGACUUCGGAGAAUCUCAACAUUUUGCAAGAACUGGACCACAUAACAAACAAGAAACCGCAUUUGCUCGAGACACCGUCUCAACACUUGUACAAUUAUAUUAGUUCGUCUAGUGGGGCAGUGCGGUCGUUGGCUUUGACACUAAUAGUGCGGUGGUUAAAAUUUAAUCCGAACGCAGCAUCAGAUGCACUUCCAGUGAUCUUAACUUGUCUGGAUAGUAGAAAUGGUGACGUGGUCGCGAGUGUUUUGGACCGACUUUCGGACCUGGUUUCAGUUAUGCAGGAGUAUGGCAAGGUUAUUCUGACCAGGGUUUUUCAAUUAGGAAUGGAAUCGACGCUAAAUACGACCAGUAACAUUACCAAAAGUAUUGAUUUGUUGAAUUUGCAAUCGGGAUGUUAAGUAGGUCUGAUUUAUUUUAUUAAAUAUAAAAAUUAAAUAUCCAA
Messenger RNA from Tribolium castaneum (red flour beetle), 5972 nucleotides. RefSeq names its product Integrator 1 (gene IntS1). The coding region runs from base 43 to 5928 and encodes 1961 amino acids. Gene Ontology annotation, biological process: U2 snRNA 3'-end processing. Gene Ontology annotation, cellular component: integrator complex. The record is from RefSeq and is a predicted model, not a curated record. NCBI's taxonomy places the organism in Eukaryota, Metazoa, Arthropoda, Insecta, Coleoptera, Tenebrionidae. The transcript has 8 exons.